Molecule: messenger RNA, 1341 nt
Organism: Paramuricea clavata
Lineage: Eukaryota; Metazoa; Cnidaria; Anthozoa; Malacalcyonacea; Plexauridae
Source: the annotation of a GenBank genome assembly
CAUAAUUUACAGAACUUCAGACAAUUGCUAGACGUGUUCCAGUGCUAAGCUUGCUAGGAUGCUCCAAAGUCAAUUGAUGAACUGAGUAUUUUUGGUAUACGUACAUGCUGGUGAUAAAUAUUGACUUGCGAAACUAGAAUAAUGUAAAACUAUAGAACAAUCCGUGCAUUAACAGAGCUGUAAGACUGCUGUUGAACAACAAUGGCGACAUAUCUAUAUGGCUUUGAAGAAGAUAGAUUUCAACAAGCCGUCAGCCAGUACUUGAAAUGUGUUAUCUGUAGAAACGUUCUUAGAGAUCCAGUGACGUGCCGUGACCAUCAACAUUUAUUCUGUCGAGCUUGUAUCACCACACAUUUGGCGAACUUCGAGAGAUGUCCAUCUUGUAAUGAAGAACUAAAUGUCGAAACGUUGAGCGACGCCCCGAGAGUCGUUACGAACGUCCUGUCUGAGCUCAAGAUUCGCUGCGACUUCUACAAGCGAGGUUGUAUAAAGUUCGUAGAAUUAGGAGACCUGGAGAAGCAUUGCAAAGAAUGCGAGUUUGGUCCAGCAAUCUGUUCGAACCAAGGCUGUUAUCUUGAUGUAAACAGACGAGAUUUAAUGUACCAUGAGCGGGCAGUAUGUGAACGACGAAGAGUAGAAUGUCAUAACUGUGUUGAGCUAAGACAAGAGAUGAGUACAAUGAAGCGAACGUUGACAGAGAUGAACGAGAAACUAGACAUGGCAGCAGGCAAUGAAGAAAUGAAAUGUGAUUUAAAAGAAAUGGCAAAACAACUGGAGAGAAUAUCGAUGCAGUUACAGCAUGGUGGUGGAAUGAACACAAAGUCAAAAGUGAUUGUUGCUGGAGGAUGCAAUGACAAUGAGGAAGUAGUAGAUUUCGUAGAAAUGUUCGAUCUAUCUAAACAAGCAUGGACUCUACUGCAACCAAUGAACAGAUGUCGUUCUACUGCAUCAGCGGUUGUUUAUAACAAUCAAAUGAUAGUUUCUGGUGGUUUUGACAAUGAAGAUGAUGUAUUAAAUUCCUUAGAAGCACUUGAGAAUCUUGACGAAGUUAGUCCGUUGUCAACAUGGGAAGAUAUUCCUGCUGAACUGCCCCAGAAUUUGUUUGGUCACCAAAGUGUUGUAUUUAAUGAUAAUUUGCUUGUUGUUGGAGGAGGUGGAGAUGAUGAUCUCCGCUUUGACAAUAUCUCUGAAGUUUCUCUGGUCCCACCUUGCACCAGUAAAUUGUUGGCUUCAAUGACAAAGAAGACAGCUGCUCAUGGAAUGGAAUGUUUUGAUGAUAAACUUGUAAUUGUAGGUGGAGGAAACCCAGAAGAGUCACAUGCUUCCUCCCAUGCUGUAUAA